This is a messenger RNA of Emys orbicularis (European pond turtle), 1074 nucleotides long. It is a transcript of the gene EDA, whose product is annotated as ectodysplasin A. Lineage: Eukaryota; Metazoa; Chordata; Testudines; Emydidae. Gene Ontology annotation, molecular function: death receptor agonist activity; tumor necrosis factor receptor binding; death receptor binding. The transcript has 8 exons. Gene Ontology annotation, biological process: animal organ development; immune response. Gene Ontology annotation, cellular component: membrane. The record is from RefSeq and is a predicted model, not a curated record. The coding region runs from base 1 to 1074 and encodes 357 amino acids.
AUGAGCUCCGAGCGUAGGGAGCAGGCGGCGCCCCGGUCUGACGGAGGUGGCUGCGCCUGUGGCCGCCGGGGCAGCGGCGGAGGCAGCUGGCGCCUCUUCCUGGGCUUCUUCGCGCUCUCGCUUGCGCUGCACCUCCUUACCCUGGGCUGCUACCUGGAGCUGCGUUCCGAGCUCCGCCGGGAGCGGGACCCCGAUCCCACGCCUUCUCCCCGUCACGGGGGUACCGCGGUCGCCCCGGGCUCCUCUGGCUCGGCCCGCCUGCAGCGCUUCGCCGAACCCACGGACCGCCGCCAGCAGCUGGCCUUGCUGAAUUUCUUCCUCCCUGAAGAAAAAUUGCAUCUUGAAGAAGAAACUAGGCAUGUCCGCCGAAAUAAAAGGAGUAAAAGUAGUGAAGGACCUGAUGGUCCAAGUUCAGUUAAAAACAAGAAAAAGGGUAAAAAGGCUGGUCCUCCAGGACCCAAUGGUCCUCAAGGGCCACCAGGACCUCCUGGACCCCAGGGCCCCCCAGGAAUCCCAGGGAUCCCUGGAAUUCCAGGCACAACUGUAAUGGGACCUCCUGGUCCUCCUGGUCCUCCUGGACCCCAGGGACCACCUGGGCUUCAGGGCCCUUCAGGUGCCACAGACAAAGCUGGCUCCAGGGAGACACAGCCAGCUGUGGUUCAUCUCCAGGGCCAAGGGUCAGCAAUUCAAGUAAAGAAUGGUGGAGUGCUCAAUGACUGGUCUCGCAUCAUUAUGAACCCCAAGGUGUUUAAGCUGCAUGCACGCAGUGGGGAGCUGGAGGUACUGGUGGACGGCACAUACUUCAUCUAUAGUCAGGUAGAAGUGUACUACAUAAACUUCACAGAUUUUGCCAGCUAUGAGGUGGUGGUGGAUGAAAAGCCAUUCCUACAGUGCACCCGGAGUAUUGAGACAGGCAAGACCAACUUCAACACCUGUUACACAGCUGGGGUCUGCCUCCUCAAAGCCAGGCAGAAGAUUGCAGUGAAAAUGGUCCAUGCUGACAUCUCCAUCAACAUGAGCAAGCACACAACUUUCUUUGGGGCCAUACGGCUAGGAGACGCACCAACAUCUUAG